GGGCCGAUGUAAGUGGGAUGUGGUGACAGCAAGGAACCUCAGGAGGACAGGCUGGAUGCCCAAGUUGCGCAAUGGGCAACAAAUUAAGCUGUUCUUGUGCGCCGCUCAUACGUAAAGCAUAUCGGUAUGAAGAUUCGCCGUGGCAAGCAUCACGUAGACGGGACGGUCAUCUCCUGAGUGUGUUUAGGUUGUGGGCUGAAGUAUUCCACGUUUCGGCCAGCGGCGCUGGUACGGUCAAAUGGCAACAAGUGUCCGAGGAUUUGGUUCCCGUCAACAUCACCUGCAUCCAGGAUUCACCUGAGUGCAUCUUUCACAUCACAGCUUACAACAGCCAAGUGGAUAAAAUUCUUGACGUGCGACUAAUUCAACCAGGAACUCGAAUUGGCCAAGCAUCGGAAUGUUUCGUUUACUGGAAAGAUCCGAUGACCAGCGAUACUUGGGGUCUUAAUUUUACCUCCCCCAUUGAUGCCAAACAGUUCCGCGAGUGUUGUGUAAGUAUUUAG
This is a messenger RNA of Sabethes cyaneus, 503 nucleotides long. RefSeq names its product protein still life, isoform SIF type 1-like. Gene Ontology annotation, molecular function: guanyl-nucleotide exchange factor activity. The coding region runs from base 72 to 503 and encodes 143 amino acids. Gene Ontology annotation, biological process: small GTPase-mediated signal transduction; positive regulation of axonogenesis; activation of GTPase activity. The transcript has 4 exons. Lineage: Eukaryota; Metazoa; Arthropoda; Insecta; Diptera; Culicidae. Gene Ontology annotation, cellular component: membrane; synapse. The record is from RefSeq and is a predicted model, not a curated record.